Molecule: messenger RNA, 9657 nt
Organism: Metarhizium album ARSEF 1941
Lineage: Eukaryota; Fungi; Ascomycota; Sordariomycetes; Hypocreales; Clavicipitaceae
Exons: 2
Coding region: 1-9657 (3218 amino acids)
Biological process (GO): fermentation
Cellular component (GO): membrane
Source: RefSeq, a predicted model, not a curated record
AUGACGAUUGCCGACGUUGUUUUAGACGCACGAGAUCCUCAUCUGGACUUCAAUUUCCAGUUCCUCAUCUUCUUCAUCAUCUGCGGUCUGCUAGCCAUCUUCUUCCUGCUGUACUUGAACCGACUCUUUGCUUCCGUUGUGUCGUAUGCCCUUCGCGCAUAUACAUGGCACGCCUACAGAGUCUACAUAGACGUGAAAGCAAUUCAAAUAUCUCUUCUUGGAGGCCGCAUAUUCUUCACCGGCUUACGCUACCACGGAUCCAACGAAACCUUUCUCGUCCAACACGGAGACAUCGCCUGGCGAUAUUGGCUACGCCGAGUACGAGACACCGACAUAAACGUAUCGGAUCCCUUCCAUGCUUCUUCUGCAGCGGACAGCCAAAAGAAUUCCAGUUUGCCAUGUCGCAUUCACGCCAAGCUAGUCGGCGUAGAGUGGUUUGUGUAUAACAGGAGCCCGGCAUACAAUGACCUUCUCAGUGGUUUACUCAAUGGUGGCCCCUCCGCCUCGAAAUCCAGCGGCAUUGCCAACGAAACGGUAGAAGCCGCGCUUACAUCUCGAAAGGGUUACCAAAAUGGCUCCGCGGAAAAGAAUGAGCUCCCAGUCGAUGCAACGGCCAAAGCACAACUUGCAGAGAAACCCAGCCUACCCCCUCAGUCCUCGCCGCCGGACCGCCCAUCUACUGCCUCACAGAGCCUCAACGAGACCGCAGAUGGUAUUGAAGAAACCAACAGCUCUCUGCCGGCUAUGCUUCAGUUGCUCCCGAUUCACGUGGAAUUUCAGAAACCCGCUCUAGUCGUUGGCAAUGACAACACCAAGGCAGUUCUCAUUGUCAAGGCCAACUCCGCUUCUACAGUUGUAGACGCAGGUCACACGAACACAGUCGAUCCGUACCGCCAACUAUUCAAAAUAGAAUUCGAUCACCCCGUUAUCGAAAUGCGCGAGAACGAUGAAUUCAAGCAGGACCAGGAGUCGCGAGCGACCAGACGCCAGGAAGACGCCUCGAGCUUGGAAAUGCUCGUACAGCGAUCAUUCUUCCAACGUCGUCGGCGGAAAGUCUUCAACUCUCUUCGAAAUAUGAUGCCAUAUUUCCGUCGCUCCGUGGAAUCCUUUUCUGCCGACUCGAGAGUACCAAUGAGCUCAGGCGUGUCUCGAAAGAUACCUGGCUCAAGUCACUGGCAAGGCUUGUCAAGAUAUCUGGACGACAGGUAUCAAGAUGACAAGACUAGGUGGUCUUCUGUCGAAUAUGCUGCUGUCAAUACCAUUCUUGACUCCCCUUCAGCUGCACUUACGAUUUACUGGGAUGUUGUAUCCAGGAUCACUGCCAACUGUGGCAAAAAUAGCAGCUCGAGUUUCCACACGAGCGUCAAUGGAACUGAGCCUCCAGCGUGGGGGAUGUCGUUGUCAGUCAAAGGGGGGACUGUCAACUAUGGCCCUUGGGCUGAUCGACAAAGAGCAGACUUGCAGCGAGUCUUCUACCCAACACUGUGCAAGAAUAGCACGGCUGCUAUGCCAUUGGCUCCUGGGUCGUGGAGAGUCGCAACGCAGUUCAAUCUUUACGUUGAAUUAGAAGAUGCCAUCACUCUAAGAAUUCCCAUCAGAGAAGAGUCCAAGAACUGGCGUUGGCGUGGCAAAGAACCUCCAAUAGGACGACAGGGCGUCACUGGCAAGAAGAGACGCAAUCGGAACAAAAAGAGCAGCAAGGGACAUGCUCAACCGGCGCGACCAGCAGGCUGGCUAGAGAUCAAAGUUCCGUCCAAUUCCACAAUGUCCUAUUCAAUGGAUAUGCUAGGUCGACCAACGGGCUACCAGAAUCGCUUGGACAUUGACCUGCCAAGCACCGAGCUUAGGAGCAGUGUCAACCAUGACUUGAUGUGGACAUCGGGGCCACAACGCAUUUCUUGUGACUUGUCUAACCCUCUGUCAUGGAAUACCCUGCGCAACUGGUCCUUCAAUUUAACCUGCGACGACAUGAAGCUUUAUCUCCUACGAGAUCACAUUUUCCUUUUGAUCGACUUGGUCGACGACUGGGCCACCGGCCCGCCAUCCGAAUAUCUCAUAUUUACGCCGUACAUAUACCACUUGAAAUUCAGCCUCAACAACUUACAGUUAUAUCUUAAUGUUAAUGACGAAAACAUCAUCGAUAAAGCCACCGCCCUUGACGACAACACAUACUUGAUUUUAUCUAGCCCACUCUUAAAAGCGGAAACAUCAAUACCAUUAGACAAGUUCAGACCGAGCAGGAACUCUAUUCCAUUUGACGUUCGAACCGACAGCUUUGACUUGACGCUGCACGCGCCACAGUCUAACACUCAAGCUGCCUUUUUGAGCUCCAAGGAGCUUGGCCAUGGGGAGAGUCUAGCUGUAACUGGUAGCUACGAAUAUAACGCCACUACGUCUGUUGCAAACACAGAUACUCUGAUAUUGAACGUAUACGGACAGUCGCCAUACGCAUACCUCUACGGAUUCAUUAUAAGAUACGUAAUAUUACUGAAGGAUAACUAUUUCGGGGAUUUUGUCCACUUUCGGACGCUUGACGAAUAUCAAGAACAACUGCAAAUAAAUGCUCAAAGUUCCAACGCCGAUGCUGUACACAGACCUCCGAGCAACAAGUCAAACGAUCUCGAUGUCAUCUUGUCUGUCAGAGUCGAUGACCCACGCAUUUUGCUACCCGUCAAUCUGUAUUCUGCCAACAGAUAUGUGCAAUGUGAGCUGGCUAACUUAUCCGUUGAUCUUCGAUUCACAAACUACUAUAUGGACUUGGAGCUCUUGCUGAGUCCACUAAGCCUGUCGCUGGGCCGUCCAGCGCUCUCAACUGAGAGCCCAAACUCUGCCUACUCCAACACUCAGCUGUUCGUUGACGGAGUUCGUGUUUUUGGGCACCGUACAUUCGGUCUACCUCCUUCUGAACCCACAUAUCUUUGCAAUUGGGACGUUUCAGUCGGAAUACUAGAUGGCGAAUGCACUGCCGAGUUUCUGAGCUCAUUGGGCAAUGGCGGUGCGGCUUUCGGAUUCAUGUUUGACGAUGUUGAGAAUGCGCUCGUGCCUUAUUCGUCUCUUGUUUUCCAUGACAUUACUUUUGUGCGCGCAGAAGUUGCUUCGGUUCGCUUGUGGUUGCAUGUGGACGAAGCAGCCUUUCUCGUGUCCACGGGAUCUAUUCAAGUAAGAAGCAAUGACUGGGGUGGCGCUCACUAUUCAAAGCGUGCGAACAUCAGCAUACCCAACAUCGAAAUCUCUUGUGUAAAUGCAGAGUCUGCGGCAAGGCAUACAUCUCGACGCCACCACCCAGUAGACACUGCGGCCUACUUGAAGACAGACGUUCAACUAGCAUCCAUUGGGCGCAAGUUUCACUUCCAUGAAGAGCUCAAGAUCCAGCAAGACUUGAUACGGCGGGAGGAUCAACGCACAAGAAGAACACCUUUUCUUCUCCGACGCCCUGUCGACCCAGACUUUGUGCCAGAGCCGUUUGAUCCCCCAGCACAAUGUGUCCCGGCACCAGCUUUCCCGCUCACGGAAGUGAACCAGAUUGACGACGACGCAUCCUACCAAAGUGUCAGGAAGUCUCGCUAUUUCGAUCGUUUGCGACGGCAAAGCUCCUUCAUUUCCUCCAGCUCAAGUGAUAUCAAUAUUCGUGGUACAAGUCAACCGCGUAGUCGUGCCAGAUCAAGACAGGCCGCGCUGCCUACUCAGCCAAGCGGAACUGAAAAGGUGCAGCGCAUGGCAGGAAAGAGAGGAAGUAUUUAUUCCCAAGACCUGCUGAUUACCAACACUCAACAGCCAAGUCAAGACCGGCAGCAAAAGGAGCAUAUUGAGCAUUCAUCCAUUGCAUUUUCCAGCCAAUAUUUCCCUCCACACUUUCCGCUAGAAAGUGUCUGUCCAGAUGGACGUGAGGCAACCUUUGAGGAGGUCGAAGAGGAGCCAGACGAUGACUUCUUUGAAAUGCGUGCUUCUCUCGACGAUUUGAACCCUAGCAGCCUCAGCGAGGACCACGCACAAGCAAGCACUAUGAUCGAGUUUACCACUGGCAUUACCGCUUUUCUCAAUCCAGAAGCUGUGCGCUACGUCAAUUCUCUCUUGUCAGCCUUGCAACCAAGUGAGCCGGAUGACAUUCUGGAUUCACUUCAAACCAGCGUCAUUGGGGACAUUUUUUCUGAGAAGAAGCAGAGCCAUGUCACAGGUUCCAUGCAGGAAAUCUUGGUCAAGUUGCCUAAGGCAAACAUUCGAUUUCUGAACCCAUCUACUCUGGACUCACUGGAUGCCUCCCAAGAAGAGAAAGACCAGUAUGACAUUCGGAUUUUCAAAGCUACGCUUAUUACUCGCAUUGUUAAGGAUCGUACGGGAGAUACUUUGACCUCCCGAACCUCACUCUAUUUUCGUCUAAAAUCUGCGGAGAUGUCGGCGUCCGAACGGGUGUCUUCUGUUGGAACACCCCAAGCGGCGGUCAUGGUCAAUAUUGAUAAUGUCAAUGUGUCACUAGGUGCAAAGGACAUCACAUAUUUUGAUGCCGACGUUGGUUCUAUUGUAGGCAGCACAGCGUCUGGCAAGAUUGAGUACUUGGCGUCAUUGAUUCACCGUACAGGCAGUAUCGCCUCGGAGUUGGGCAAUCUCUUAUCCCAAACCACCACUCGCAACGACAACCGAAUCAAGUACUUGGUAUCCCGGCUGCUAAAGGACGGUUAUGCUACGAAUGAUCCGCCGUUCCUCAUUCGGCCCUCAGCUGUGCUUCGAUCCACUCAUGAGCACAUGAGGACAGCUGAUUCAUGGAAACUCAUGAUGCGACUGCGACAAAUAUGGGCAACCCUGAAUCAAGGCCGGAGGAUGGCGCUGAUCGACCAGUGCAGAGACAACCCUCCGGAGGCACAUCCAGAUGUUGUCAACCAAGUUCUUUCUGCAUUUCAGAAAUGGCGAAGCUGGGAUUUGGAUGACCCCAGGAACUCCAUCCUGAUGAAAAAAAUAUUCGGGAAAGCGAUUGAUGGUCAAGUAGAGUCACCACAAGAGUACCCCCUUCUUGGCGCCUGUCAAUUGGGUGAGCUGCAGUUUGUGUUGGACCCUGGCCCUAAGCAGAACAAAAUAGGAUUUCUCGAAAUUGCCUUCAGAGUAGAUAAACGACCGCCGGGACAAUCGAAUGUUCUUCCCGAAAUGAAAGAUUUUCAGGGCUCGUUAACGAUUAUGAACCUUUGUUGCGCAGAAGCCGCAAUUCAUUUGAACUGGGAGCUCUGCGAAUUCGCCGAGGAUGUUUUGCGUCUUUACAACAAGGCUCAGCCACGACCAUCAGAGACGACCACGUCGAACGAGCAACCAAGAAGAGAACCCCUCAAGUCAUCUGCGGCAUAUCAUGUAGUGUUUGAAGUUGUGAAGGGGUCCAUCGAGGCAGAAGCAAUCAACCUAACGGCUAAAUCCAUCAGUGACGGGCUUAAGACGUCAAUUCUACUCUGCCACGCGGGUGAGGAGCUCAGUAUUGCAAAUGCUAUGUUUAAUUCCAAUGCGGUUACGUCAAAGCUGCAAAGCCAUGGACAAUUUCUCAGCGUUUUGCAGAUUCAACAGCCAAGCAUAUUCAUUGCUUAUGAAAUCGAGAAAACAACAGAUGUUGACGCCCACGUUGUCAAAGUCUCGGCAAGUUCUCCAAAUAUGACCUUGCGUGUCAAGGACGACCCCAUUGGCCUUCUAGAAGUUCUGGACUUGCUUAUCAGGGAUGAAGCGGCUCAGACUCACAGACUUAAAGAUCUCAUUCCAUCGUCCCCAGAAGGCCGAAAGCAGCGCAUCAAGUUGCAACAGCGCAUUUCCACAAUUGUAGUCAAGGCUGUCAUGUUCCUGGAUGAAUACACCCUCAGCAUUCCGCUUUUACAGUCCUUGACGUAUAAAAUCACUGGAUCCGUGUCGAGAGCGUCAUGCGCGGCCCACUUCGGAAAGGGACUUGUUUUCGAUUUUGACAUCAAGGAGAACUCUCAUGAGAUGCAAAUUAAUGUCAAGGACGAGCCCCAGAGUAUUUCCUUGCUAGAGAUCCCGCCGGCAAACGGACGUAUCACGAGCAAUACGCAAUCAAGUGAAAAUGUUGUAAGCAUUUUAGCAUCUAUGGAGGCCAUACGGCUGGACGCAUCGGCAAUAUACAGCUUACUGGCAGCCCUGAAUCGGCCUCAGAUAUCUGGAGCUAUAGAGGAAGCACAGCAACAAGUCAAGAUAAUCCAGGGCCAUAUAAAUGAGACGUUUGGCGCGCCAAGAGAGGUAGAGACCGAAAGCUCUACGUUCUCCAGAUCGACUCCCAACUUGGUCUAUGAUAUUCACUUAGCAUUGGCUGGACUGCGGAUUCUGGCCAAAACGCCUCUCAAGACCGUGGCGGAACCCACGGCCCAGAUCUUGUUUGCGUUGGACAAAGUCACUUUGCAGGCCUCGAAUCAACAAGGCCCAAAUGCCUCACCUCUCAACUAUCCUGAUUUACAUGUUAACUUGCGCCGAAUCAGUCUUGAUAUCAGUCGUGGAAGAGAGAAUGCACUACGAUCCUGCGGAAAUCUGACGACUGAAAUCAAUGUCUCUGCAAGCUCUCAAAGCAGUGAUGAUGGAAAGGAAGACUGGUCUUUGCACUUCCAAAACGAUGACUUAUGUCUGAGCCUUUCUCCAGAAACCGUUUCGACCAUUGUUGAUGUUGUUGGCUAUAUGGGAUCCAAGAUUAGAGAUCUGGACACGUCUCGUGAACUGGAAUACCUUCGAAAAUUAAGACAAACCAGACCAAAGAUUAGGAUCAACGAUGAUGAUCGAAAUUUGGGAGAAGAAACAGAUAUUUUCGAGUCUGUUCUGUCAUCCAUUACCUACCGCUUUGAGCUGAGAAAUAUUCGAUUCUGCUGGGACGUGGCAGAUGAAACUACUGAUCUGGAUGCCACCAAGGAAGAUCUAGUCUUGUCAAUCAAAUUGAUCGAGUUUGGUACCCGUACGCGGAAGUCUGCAAGACUGACGAUUGAGAAUUUCCUUCUGCAGACUGUACCCCCCGGUCAGGAUAAGACCAUCAGAUCUUUACAUUCUGCUCUUUUGCCGGAAGUCAUGUUCAACGUGGCAUAUAUAUCGACUGCGGAUGCCCGCCGAAUGGCGUUUCAGGCCGUGGGUGACUCGCUUGAUCUUCGUUUGACGUCGGGGUUCAUUGUUCCUGCAGCAAACCUCGUGCACUCCAUUUCAUUGUCCAUGAAAAACGCACAAACGGCGUCCUCGCAGUGGACAACCGAAGGCUUAAUGGCUGCCGAACCCCUAGCGUCCAAAAAGACGGAAGAUGUAACACUCCCACGACAACGCCGCAUGUUCGGAAACAAACGCAUGGAAAACCUGCUUGUGGACGCCGACUUUGCAGGUGCUGUUGUCUAUGUAUCAACCAAAAGGAAUGUUUCCACCACUGUGCCAGAAUCAAAGUACAGCCAGCCAUCCUUGGCAGGGAAAUACGGCCAAUUCAGUGCAGAUGAUUCGGGCUCAGGGGCUGUAUUGCGUAGUCCUGGCCUGGCAUGGAAGGCAGAGUAUCGUGACAACGGCAAAGAGCACCCAUCUCUUUACGGAGAGAUCAAAAUUAACGCGUCAAGCAAUAUUCUGUACCCUUCGGUAGUUCCAUUGGUUCUCGAUAUAUUGUCGUCGGUGAAGGAAGUUGUCAGCGACAAAGAUGAUGCUAACAAUGCUGAUACUGAACAGAAACCAGAACAGUUCGUUCAGCCGAAGCUGAAGCAGACUAAAUCCGGCGAUGAGGAUAACUUCCUUACCGCUGACCCAAGCACUGUACUUGGCCGCUUGAGGCUAAAUCUUGGCCUUCGAAUAUGCCGACAAGAGUUCUCACUAAGCUGCCAGCCCAUAGCAAGAGUGUCUGCUACAACCUGCUUUGACAGUAUAUACUUUACACUCAAUACCGUUACUUCACAGGAACAAGGCAACUUCUUUGCAAUAUCUGGUGUGGUUGCCAAGCCCCAGGCAUCGGUGCAACAUGUUUAUUCUCGAGAUUCCACAGCUAGCUUCGAGCUCGAUUCGGUCGCCAUAUCUUUCAUGAAUAGCAAGCAUUUCAGCGGCACAAGCGGUGUAUCGGCUAUUCUAAACGUCAGCCCAAUGAAAGUGUCGGUCAAUGCGAAGCAGGUGCAAGACUUUCUACUGUUCCGGGAAAUCUGGUAUCCAGAGGAACUGCGACAGAAACCUGUGGUGCAGGUUCCCGAGAUGCCGACGGAAACCUCCCAAGCCCACCUCGUGCAACGGUAUCAAGAGGUUGCCGCAACAGCCGCAUUCCCGUGGACAGCGACGAUAUCCAUCGCAGCACUUGACGUCAGCGUAGACCUGGGGCAGUCGAUUGGAAAGUCAGUGUUUCAUAUCAAAGAAUUCUGGGUGUCGUCCAAGAAAACGUCAGACUGGGACCAGAACCUUUGCCUAGGCUUCAAAAAGAUUGGUGUUGAUUGUACUGGCCGUCUGAGCGGCUUCGUGGCUCUGCAAGACUUCAGGAUUCGUUCAUCAAUCCAGUGGCCGCAUCGUGAGGAGGCGCUCAACGAGACACCAGUAGUGCAGGCAUCUCUGGCGUUGAAUGCAUUGCGCGUCAAGGCAGCAUUUGACUACCAAGCAUUUUUGGUAGCCGACAUUACCUCUCUGGAAUUUCUCAUGUACAAUGUUCGAGCCGGCCGCGAUGGAAAGUUGGAUCGACUAGUUGCCAUCUUCGACGGCGAAGCAGUGAGGGUGUUUGGGACUACAACAUCAGUAGCGCAGGCCGUAGCGCUCUAUCAGGCGUUACAGAAACUCAUUGAAGAGAGGCGAGAGAAUUUCAAGUCAUCACUGCGAGAGAUUGAAAAGUUUAUGAAGCGCAAAUCUAUCAGCUCACGGACGGCAUUGCAAAUGUCUCCUGCAAUGCCAAAGCUUCCGAUAGAUGACACUCUGUCCAAAUCACCCAUCUCUCUCGACACGGAUGUGGUCGUGACUCUGAAGUCGUUGAACCUGGGCGUUUUCCCAAGCACUUUUUCCGAUCAUCAAGUAUUCAAAAUGGAGGCUCUCAACGCGUACGCCCGGUUUGCAGCCAGCAUCGAACAGCGCAAAAUCCACAGCAUUCUGCGAAUGACUCUCGGUCAACUACGAAUUGGCUUGGCUGGGGUUCGCGACGCCGAAGCGCCCAGGAUGCUGAGUGAGACGACGGUCGAGGAUGUCGUCCAACGCGCCACGGGGUCACGCGGUGGCACAAUUCUCAAAGUCCCACGCGUCGAAGCGGCCAUGGAGACGUGGCAGAAACCAAGCAGCAACCACAUCGACUACAUAUUCAAGAGCGCCUUUGAAGGCAAAGUAGAAGUGGGUUGGAAUUAUUCGCGCAUCAGUUACAUCCGAGGGAUGUGGGCCAACCACUCCAAAUCGCUUGAGCAAACAUGGGGUCGACAGCUACCGAUGACGGCAGUCAAAAUCACUGGCGUGCCCGAAGCUGAGGGUGAACAGCAAAAGAUCACAGCCGAAGUCAACGUCCCGCAGUCCAAGUACGACUACCUGGCGCUCGAACCACCAGUGAUUGAGACGCCGCAAUUGCGCGAUAUGGGCGAGGCAACGCCACCGCUGGAAUGGAUCGGGUUACAUCGCGACAGGCUUCCCAACUUGACUCAUCAGAUUGUCAUUGUGUCGCUGUUGGAAUUGGCGGGCGAAGUCGAAGAUGCGUAUUCAAGGAUUCUAGGAUCGACCUAG